AUGGCGUACGUUCUAUCCACAUCGUAUUCUGGAGAGUCGCUCCUCUCCAGCUUCAACUGGUUUGAUGGGGUAGAUCCCUCUCACGGAUUUGUUUCCUAUCAAAGCAGGCAAGAUGCCGAGUCUAUGGGCUUAUACCAUAUAGAUGAGAGGACAGGAGUUGUCAGACUAGGAGUUGACAGCACGAACAGUUAUUCCGUUACAGAUAGGGGUCGGCCGAGUAUCAGAAUCGAGAGCAAGGAGACGUAUGAUCAUGGCCUUUUCAUUGCCGACUUUUUACACAUGCCCCCUUCAGAGUGUGGAUUGUGGCCAGCAUUCUGGACGUAUGGUGAUAACUGGCCAUUUGAUGGCGAAAUUGACAUUAUCGAAGGAGUCAACACAGCCCAUACCAACAUCAUAUCGGCACACACAUCAGACGGAUGCACUCAAGGCAAUGACAUAAACGGGCUUUUCAGUGGCGAGCAGUUAAGCAGACAAUGUGCUGUGGGCACCGACAACAUUGGCUGCGGCUUUAACCCCUCGUCUGAAGACGUAUCGUCUUAUGGCGACGGAUUCAAUGCCGCUCAUGGAGGUGUUUAUGCCAUGGAGUGGGAUCCUGUGCAUAUCCGCAUCUGGCACUUCCCUCGCGGGUUGAUUCCGAGGGAUAUCGAGAAGAAGGAGCCCGAUCCUGACACAUGGGGGCAGCCGAUAGCUAUUUUCGGAGGUUCAGAAUGUGGUGUGGACAAGUAUUUUAAGCAUAUGAGACUGGUCCUCAAUAUUCCCCUGGGAGUUGAGAAGCGAGAGAACUGGACACUGACCAGAAUACACCAGAACUUCUGCGGAGAUUACGGUGACGCAGUCUGGGGCAAAACGGAUCAAUGCAACGACUUUGCACCGACAUGCGAUGAAUACGUGGCAAAGAAUCCAGAGGCCUUUGCCAACGCAUACUGGGACGUGCAAUACAUCGAUGCCUACGAAUUCCGUCCCCAUAUCCGCAAACCGCGGCCAAGUAACCCAAGCCGUCCAGGCUUCGACGAUAGUGGGCGUACAACGACAAUAACACAGACAACUCACUGGACCGAGUAUGUGACAGUACACGCUACUGGGCAUGCGUCUUACGUUCCGCAUUUUGGGGAUGUCCCUGCUGCAACAACUUAUGCCAUUGAACCGGUAGCAACCAAAGCACCUGUCAAUCCCGUCAAGAUCGAUCACUAUUCGUAUCUGGGCUGCUUCUACUCAAACACCGGCUUCCAAACAUUCCAUGAGGUUGCUGAUAACAAGGAAUUGACUCUCGAGCGCUGCGUCGAGCUUUGCAACAACAAGACUUACGUCGGCGUCUUCGACUCUCACUGUUUCUGCGCGGAUAAUCUUGAUGAUGAAACCAGGGCGACCGAAAAGGAGGGCCUGUGCAACAAAGAGUGUCCGGGAAACAAGCUCGAGUUCUGCGGCGGCAUUAUUACGCCCCAGGACAUUGACUGGCCGAGCGGGAAGUUUGUCUCGGAGACUUUGCCGCUGCAUGCGCUUACUGUGUAUGGUCGUGUUGAAGAGGAGAAGGUCGAGGCACCGCCAGCGAUGGCGCCGGGGUCGAACUGGACGGGGGUGAAGCCGGAGAAGGAGUUUUCCAAGACGGUCGCUGAGGUGGUGGAGGUUACUGUUUUCCCGAUAUCUGAGGAGGAGUAUCGCGGAAAGGGUGAGAAUGAUGGUGACAGGCAUGAUGAUGACAAGUCCGAAGGUGAUUGGAAAGGGGGUGACCAAAAGGAUGAGAAACAUGACCAAGACAAGGAUGAUGGACACGAUUGGCACAAUCACGGAGAUUGGCAUGAUUGGUUCAACCAUGGAGCAGAUGGGCACGGAGCUGAUCAUAAUGAAGGCGGCAUGAAAGACGCCUUUUGGAUUCCCUCUGCAGGGGAGGAAAAAGGCAAACCAGCGGAACCUGCAAUCUCGGAGAUUGUGGUUCCGGUGACGAAGACGGUUGUUGAAUGCCCUGAGAGUAUCACGACAAAGGAAGCCAUUGUGAUACCGACUUGGUUGCCGCCCGUCGAACCGAAGCCUUGGACUCCUUCUGAUCCUGUUCCUCCUCCUCCUACUCCCCUUCUUAGACAUGGCGAUGGCGAUGAUCAUUCUCAUCCUCCUCCACCCCCUCCACACGAUGGCGGUGAUUACCAUCCUCAUGACCCUCCCCACCCUCCCCCAUCACACGAUGAUAACCAUAACAACACUCAUCCACUACCUCCUCCGGUGGUACUUGUUGCGGCAGCAUCAACAGUGUAUGGGGGAAUGGAGAAAUACCUGGCAAUUUUGGGGCUGAGUAUACUGGUUCUUUUCAUGAGAGUAUUUUAA
This is a messenger RNA of Trichoderma virens Gv29-8, 2316 nucleotides long. Its product is annotated as glycoside hydrolase family 16 protein. Gene Ontology annotation, biological process: glucan catabolic process. Bases 1 to 2316 code for a protein of 771 amino acids. The transcript has 4 exons. Gene Ontology annotation, molecular function: hydrolase activity, hydrolyzing O-glycosyl compounds. Lineage: Eukaryota; Fungi; Ascomycota; Sordariomycetes; Hypocreales; Hypocreaceae. The record is from RefSeq and is a predicted model, not a curated record.